AUGAAUUCCUCCACACAUUUAUCCUUAUUGUUCACCAUUUUAUUGAUCUUUAUUCCUCAUGUCAUUUCACAAACAUCAACUCCAAAAUUGUAUGAAGUUGUAUGCAAAGAUGCUGGCGAAAACGACGACGUACAACGUUGCUUGAAUCUUUUUGAAGACAACCGACAAAUAACUUUAGCCAAAGACUAUAUUACCCUUUGCAAAUUAUUCUUAGAAAUGGCAAUAGAUAAGUCCACAAAAGCUCAAAAUUAUCUCAAAAGUUUGUUGAACAAAUACCCUUUAUCUGAUGCCAUUAAAGAAUGUGCAACUAAUGAUUACAAUUUGUUGGUUUAUUCGUUUAAAGGUUCGUUGGGUGAGUUAGUUACAGAUCCUCAAAUUGCAAACUAUGAUGCUAAAGUUGCUGGCGAUGGACCUGACACAUGCCAACGUCUCUUGGAUAGUGAAAAGAUAGAUAUUAGUUCUUCUAUUUCUACAUUGAAUAAUGAAAUGAAAUUUCUUAGUUUUGUUGCAUAUUUAGCCACAAACCAUCUUCCACAAUGA
Molecule: messenger RNA, 540 nt
Organism: Cicer arietinum (chickpea)
Lineage: Eukaryota; Viridiplantae; Streptophyta; Magnoliopsida; Fabales; Fabaceae
Molecular function (GO): enzyme inhibitor activity
Source: RefSeq, a predicted model, not a curated record